Molecule: messenger RNA, 1137 nt
Organism: Mangifera indica (mango)
Lineage: Eukaryota; Viridiplantae; Streptophyta; Magnoliopsida; Sapindales; Anacardiaceae
Product: phospholipase A1-II 6-like
Exons: 2
Coding region: 36-956 (306 amino acids)
Biological process (GO): lipid metabolic process
Molecular function (GO): glycerophospholipid phospholipase A1 activity
Source: RefSeq, a predicted model, not a curated record
CACUAGGGGACAGCCUUCACAGGACAGGAUAGCGGAUGGCUAACUGGAAGGAGCUUAGUGGCGAGAAGAAUUGGGAGGGUCUCUUGAAACCUCAUCUCGACAAAGAUCUCGGCAAAACAAUAAUCCAUUAUGGCAAAAGAGUUCAGGCUAUUUAUGAUACCAUUGACAAUAACAGAUUUUCUUCAACUUAUGGGCAUCCCAAAUAUAAAGAAGAAGAGUUCUUCUCUAAGGUUGGCCUGGGAUUGUACACUAUGAAGGCAUAUUUAUGGGCAAAUUCCAGGGACGUAGAUUUCAAUAACAAGGGCGGAGAUGUUUGGAUCGGUUACGUGGCUGUGGCCACAGAUGAAGGAAAAGAAAAGUUGGGAAGAAGAGACAUUAUGAUUUGCUGGAGAGGAACUUUGACGCUGGCUGAGUGGAUCAAUAAUUUGCAGGUCGACCAAACCUCAGCCUCGCCAAUUUUAGGGCCAUGCCAGGAGAAUCCUAGUGUGCACAAGGGUUUUCUCUCCAUCUACAACUAUAAGUUAGCCAGAGAGCAGGUUCUUGAAGUUGUCAGAGUACUGGUGGAUCAAUACAAACAUGAAGAAAUCAGUAUUACAGUAUCAGGGCACAGCUUGGGGUCAGCAGUUGCCACAUUGAACGCAGCCGACAUAGUUGCCCAUGAAUACAACAAACCCACAGGGUCAAGCACCGCAGCAAUGGUGACAACCUUUGCCUUUGCAAGUCCCAAAGUUGGCAACUCAGGCUUCAAGACCGUCUUCAAUAAACUCAAGAAUCUUCAUCUCCUGCACAUUAAACAUGUUCGCGACCCUGUUCCUCCACUUCCUCAUGGCGAUAAUUACUCGCAGUUAGGAACUGUGUUAAGUCUCGACACUACUGAUUCAAAUUCACCAUUGGAGUGUCAUAGUUUGAAGCAUAUACUUAAGGUAAUUGAAGCAACACAAGUAAAGCUGAACUAAAAAUGGUGACGGGAAGCUGGAUGUGUUAAGAAUGUAAUACUAAAUAAGGUAGGUUUGUGUUAGCAGGAAGCACAAACCGUAGUAAGACACUGUCCAUCUCUGUGACGAGAGGAAAUUGCUUCCCUUGUGUAAUGACGCAGUCCAUCUCUGUGAUGAUAAUAAGUACUUCCCUUGUGUGUAA